AUGACCUUUAAAAGUUUAUAUAAGAGGCCUUCAGACUAUAUAAAAAUUGAAUCAGGAAGGAAAGUUAAAUUACUGAUCUUUUUUGAAUAAAUGACUCUCUCCAAAUAGCUGAUUAGUUAUAAUCAAUUUAAAGCUUUAUUUUCACAGAAAAAGUUCACCAAUUAUAAUAUAUUUAAUAAUGAUUCUACAUAAUACUUAUUCCGCUUAAAUAUCUAAUAAUUUGCUAAAAAGAAGCUUUAUAAUUUUUAUUUUUAAAAGAUGAACUCAGCUACUUAAAACAAUUCGAUUUUGUUAAAGUCAAUGAUAAAAAAGUAUGGAACCAAAAAUUAUGAAGAUAAAUAAUUGGAUUAAAUGCUUUUGAAACUUUUUAAAGCUAAUAUUCUCGUCUCAAUUACUUAAGAUAAUAAGAUCAUUUAUUCAUAGGAUGGAGUCAUUCUAAGAAUGUAAAUGAUCUAUAAUAAAUAUGCAAGUGAAUAAAUUUAAGACUCCUCUAAGGAUUUUGAACUCUUAACUAAUAAGGAAUAAAUCAAUAAUCAAUAUUGGCGAGGUAAAUAUGACUAAAAUUAGCUGAAAGCUGGUAAAUGGACAGCUGUUUGGAAGGAAGAAGUUCUUAGUCUAGUUGGUGGGUACUAUCGAUAUGGAUUAAAGUAAGGCUAAUGGUGUGAAUUAACUAUGAAUUAUUGGAGGUAUAUAUUAAUUAAAAAAUAGAAAUAAUAGAUAUCAAGUAUAUGAAAUAGGAGAAUACUAUAAUGAUAAAAAAUAUGGGCAAUGGAUAUAUCUCCAUGAUAAUUAAAAGAUGUAUAUUAUAUCUUUUUUAUUAAGAUCUGGUGGAUGGUAUGAUGAGAAUGGAUAGAAGAAUGGUAAAUGGAAUGAAUUAAGUGAUGGUUUUAUGAAUGAAUCAUAAGUCAUUUAUGUAGGUGAAUAUAAAAAUGGUAAAAAAUUGGUAUGUGGAAUAUUUUAUAUAGGUGGAAUAAAAAUCAACGAUUCAAAAAAAUGUAAAACUAUUAAUAAAAGUUAAUUUUUAGUGGUGGAGGAAUAUAUGAUUAAAUUGGCUCAAUUAAGAUUGGAAGAUGGAUUGAAUCGAAUGAAGAUUAAUUGAAUA
Molecule: messenger RNA, 1102 nt
Organism: Paramecium sonneborni
Lineage: Eukaryota; Ciliophora; Oligohymenophorea; Peniculida; Parameciidae
Source: the annotation of a GenBank genome assembly